AGGAAUUGUUUACUAAGAAUUACAUGUACUGCUAAUGUGUUGCUGAAGCUUCUGUCAAAAGCUUAUUCUCACUUCUAAAAAAUUUAGGAAUUCUUUGAAAAGAAGAAACUUAAAUCCAAGAUGAAGCUUCUGGGAGUAACAUCACCUAAAAGUUCAGCAGUCAGUUUAGAUCUCCUCAAUCUGUAUGUUGUCAACCAGAUAUCAACCAAAAAGGACAACGAGAACAAGAGGAAGCCAGUCCACAUUGAUAUCACCGAAGAUGUAAAAAUACCCAUUAGGAGGCACAAUAUAGAGCUUCCCAUGUCACCACUACGUACACAACAUAUGUCAAACUUAGAUGACAUCCAGAACAGGUUACAAAAGCAAGUAUUGGACAGAAGAAGGCAGCAUCUCUCAGAGAAAGUCAACUACCAGCAUAAUUUAUCACAAGUAACAGAAUCAAGGUAUGUUGACUCUAGUAUGGAACAUGAAGACAACAUAGCAAGAGCUUUUAGUGCCUGUCCAUCGUCCUCUUCUGGUUUUUGGUCUUCUAACUGUACACAUCCAGAAGAAAACUUCAGCGCAAGCCUGAUGGGCAAUACUUGGGAACAGACCUGUGAAGAGAAGCUGCGAAACCAGCUAGGAAAUAAUUUUGAUCAAGACCCUUGGAUUACAAAACCUCCAAGCCAGUGUAUUUUCAGGAAGCCAGAUAUAGCGCCUCAGGAACUGUUUAAGCCACUGCAUAGGCUAGACUAUAUGAAUUCUGCCAGGGAAAAUCCAGUGAUAAUGACCAGUAACGAAUUAGAAAACAGUGAAGGAAUAGAAGAACCAUUGUUUGAUGUCGUGAAAGAAACUGCAGAAUGGAAAGCUCCCCAAGAUGGAAGUGAUUGUUCCUUUCUGGCACUGUUUGAAGAUGAGAGCCGACCAAUUCAUAAUAAUCCUUCCACAAAGCAUUUUAAUCCUUUUGUUGACCCAAGCAGUACUGACAUUUUUACCAUUGAUCCUGAUGAUAGAAAUCAAAUGACCAACAGAAAUUACCCUUAUGAUACUAGAGAGGCUUAUUCUGCAAUCAGUGCAAAAAGAAGUUUUGUUGACAGACGCCUUGAAGGCAUUUUCACAGAUCCAGAACAGGUUUUACCUGAAAGUAACAGUGCCUCAGGUGCAAGCUACAAGAAAACCAGUGGACUUCAUAAAGCUCACCUGCAGGACUGUCACGACGGACAGCACUACUUCCUACCCUCUGAAAACAAAGUAAAACCUGCAAACUUGGAAAGAAUUGAGACAUUUGCUUAUCACCAUGCUCAUCCAAUUAGCUUCAGGGAGAAUGUACAGAACUAUUCCAGAAAAAAAAGUGAUGAUGAGUCCGUGAAAGAAUUGGUCUGGAGACAGAACCAGCUCUUUGCAUUUGAAGAGUUCACAACAGCACAAGAGAAAGAGUAUAAGUUUGGAGUGAGUUCAAAUCUUCAUGAGAUGGACAAGGAUGUGGACUCAUCACUCAGCAGCCAGUCUCCCAGUUACUCUCCAAGGCAGACAGAGAGCUGUUUCAGCCCCAGUCCUGACACAUCUGAAGAGGAAGACACAGUCCAAAAGAAGGAAUAUCUGAAAGAACGGUCCUCAAAGAGAGAUGAUGCCAACGCAGUCCCAGCCCCAGCAAGCGCAGAGCCGCCCAAGGCCUCUAACACCAGCACCGUGCCUCGCCAGCCCAGCAGGAGUUUGACCAGAGAAGCAGCAACCCAUCUUCAGGGGAGAGACCCUGUUUUAUGUGUCACAGAGGAGGAAAAUAAAAACCACGCUGCCCCAGCUGAGAGCGGCUUGUUAGAGGAAGCCCUCCGAAGGGAGCAUCUCACUCGCACUACCACGCGUGAUGGUUGGUCACAGACUGAGCCCUCUGUCACAGAAGCAGAGAAGGUGGAUGUUGCCACCCAGUGUGGCACCACGCAGGUGUGCAGCUGCAGGAGCUCCCUCCCCUCUGCCCGCAGCCUGGGGGGGACCCCUCCUCCCAGCACCUCUGGUGCUACGGGAGGGCACAAAGUGCCAGCGCAUGAGGUGCUGGCGCCCGUGGGUGCGGGCAGCACAGCUGGAAUGGCCGCCUUUUCUUCUGAAGCCAAGUAUCUGAGCUUGGCUGGCCAAAGGACUCUGGAGGUGCUGAACUACAUUGAUAUAAUGAAGGAGAGAGAGAAGCAGUGAUGGCAGAGGAUGGGUCAUAAGGAAUCCAGAAGUUUUGUCCUGUUCUCAGUAUGUUUCAUUUAGUUGGCAUCUUUUGAUUUUUCUAGCCUGGUUAGACAAAUAUUUUUUUUUUCCUGUUUGUUUCCUUUAAAUUGUUGCUAUGGCUCUCUACCUACUGCUGCCUCUAACUAUGGAUUUCUACAGAUCUCCAGCUGUUAAAAUAGGACUUUACAAUAGCCUAGUAAAUAAUACACCUUAGGAAUUAGAUUGGCUUCCCCAUCAUAUAUCCAUAGGAUUCUGUAGUUUGAGAUUGACUUUGCCUAUCUUGAAUGUAAUGGAAAGAUUCUGUUUCACUUCAAAAUGUAUUUGAUGUGGCUCUUACUUCAGAACUAUUGUCCGAUUCUUAUCCAUUUUAGCAGACAAUAAGCCUUUGCCACAUGUUUGUACUAAAUACAGAAAUGGGAAACAGAAAAUGUACAUCACACACAGAAUAAAAUGUAAUUGAUAAAAAACUAAUUUAUUAAAUAAAUUUUUUAAAAAGCUUUCUUUUCCUUCCAUAGCAGAUCUGUUUUAGCACAUUAAUUCUCUGGCUGUUAAUACUGACAAAUCUUUUAUGUAUUUCUGUAUUUUGUCCGCGGAUUAAAAAUCUGAACUGCUUUCCUCUUCAUUUCAGUACUUGUGUGAAGCUACAGAUCACAAGAAAUAAAAGUUUCUGAUAGUAUUGUUUCUGAGUUAUAUUCUUUCCUUCUAGAAAAGCUCCUAGUAAAAGCAGCAGGGAGACUCACUCUCUUACUGACAUCUCCUCCUUGUACAUCCAUGCACCUUUACUUGCAUAUAUGUGU
Columba livia (rock pigeon) is the source of this 2987-nucleotide messenger RNA. RefSeq names its product regulator of DNA class I crossover intermediates 1 (gene REDIC1). NCBI's taxonomy places the organism in Eukaryota, Metazoa, Chordata, Aves, Columbiformes, Columbidae. The record is from RefSeq and is a predicted model, not a curated record. Bases 121 to 2166 code for a protein of 681 amino acids. The transcript is spliced from 11 exons.